AUGAAGGAGGAGGAGAAAAAAUUAUUGGGGAAGCAAAUUGAUGUUGGUGUUGAUUCGAAUGAUAAUGAACCUAUUAGUUCUUUGUUCAAGUUGAAGAGACUUAGAAACCUUAAAAAGGUUAAGGUAGUUUUGGAGAAGGUUGAAGUUAGGGAAGAUAAGCUAGUGGUUGAGAAAGAGGAUUUAGGAGGAAUGGAUGAUACGCUUACGAGUUUUAUGAAAAAGUUGAAAGGUCCUAAGAAGGAUUUAGGAUCUAUCCAAAAAGAAGUUUCCAAGCCUCAAGACAAUCACCCAGAGUCUUCACAGUUCCCUUCACACUUGAGCAAAUAA
Messenger RNA from Dovyalis caffra, 327 nucleotides. Lineage: Eukaryota; Viridiplantae; Streptophyta; Magnoliopsida; Malpighiales; Salicaceae. The record is from the annotation of a GenBank genome assembly.